Molecule: messenger RNA, 4449 nt
Organism: Menidia menidia (Atlantic silverside)
Lineage: Eukaryota; Metazoa; Chordata; Actinopteri; Atheriniformes; Atherinopsidae
Source: the annotation of a GenBank genome assembly
AAAGGAAUCUAAAAGCACUAACACAACCGUUUAUGUUGAUCCUGAUGAAAUGAGGCAGGGCUUCACGUCUCAUGGUUGCAACCUUUUUCAUGACGUGGAACCAGUUGUUUUGGUUCCCCCCUCUGCCCAAUCGGAGGCACUCCUCUCACCUUCUACCGAAGCCGAAAUGGAUCCAUCCAGGCAGCGGCUCCGUCCCCCAGCGCGGACCAGAACGCCCUUCGUAGGGGGCUCCGCGGUGCCUGCUGCUGCGUGCCGCUGCUGCUGCUGCCGCUGCCGCUGUGCACGGCAGCACUGACAUGGAAACCUCCCUACAGCUGCACAACGAUUGCUUUCCGGCGCAGCAGUUCCAGCAUUGCAAGUACCAGCACUACUGCGGGCGGGAGGAUCGCCGCGGCCAGCAGCACGACCAAUCCCGCACCUGCAGCAGCUGCACCUGCGAUGCCAGAAAAAGCCUCGUCUUCCGCGGGACGUCGCCGCCGACCACUGUGGGAACUUUGAGGACGCCCUCGGAAACGUCUUCGAGGCACGGCUGUCAGUACAGCGUCUGCGAGUUCACCCCUUCCAGUCAUGGUAGUUCAUCCAGGCAUCAUCCUCCUCCUCAUCAUCAUCCGCACCAUCAUCAGCAGCAGCAGCAGCAGGAGCAGGAGCAGGAGCAGCAUUGCCGCGACCGGCAGCGGGGCAGCCUGGGCAGCAGCCACAGAGACAGUAACUCCUACAAUGAAAUAGCCAUGAGCAGCUGCAGAUACAACGGCGGCGUGAUGCGGCCGCUGAGCAACUUGAGCUCGUCCCGCAGAAACAUACACGAGUUUGAUUCCGAGUCCCAGCCUCUGCAGCCCAUCUCCGCCGCAGACGCGUCGGACAAUUUAGGAUCCAAGCCGGAGAACAAUUCCACCACCCUGAUGCCUUACGCAUCGGGAGACGGAGGGGGAGGCUGCGGCCACAGCAGCGGCAAGUCGGGGAAAAAGAAGAACCAGAACAUUGGGGAAAAGCUGGGGCACAGGAGGGCCCUGUUUGAGAAAAGAAAGCGGCUCAGCGACUAUGCUUUAAUUUUUGGGAUGUUUGGAAUCGUUGUUAUGGUUAUAGAGACUGAACUCUCGUGGGGAGCCUACGGAAAGGAAUCCCUGUAUUCAUUAGCUCUAAAAUGCCUCAUAAGCCUUUCUACAAUCAUUCUCCUGGGGCUGAUUAUCAUUUACCAUGCAAGAGAGAUACAGCUAUUCAUGGUGGACAAUGCAGCCGAUGACUGGAGGAUAGCCAUGACGUACGAGCGCAUCUUCUUCAUCUGCCUGGAGAUCCUGGUGUGCGCCAUACACCCCAUCCCAGGGAACUACACCUUCACCUGGACGGCACGCUUGGCCUACUCCUACGUUCCGUCCAAGACGGACGCGGAUGUGGACAUCAUCCUGUCCAUCCCCAUGUUCCUGCGGCUGUACCUCAUCGCUCGAGUCAUGCUGCUGCACAGCAAGCUCUUCACCGACGCCUCCUCCCGCAGCAUCGGCGCACUCAACAAGAUUAACUUUAACACUCGCUUUGUGAUGAAGACCCUCAUGACCAUCUGUCCCGGCACUGUGCUCCUGGUCUUCACCAUCUCUCUGUGGAUCAUCGCUGCGUGGACAGUGAGAGCUUGCGAGAGGUAUCACGACAACCAGGACAUAACCAGCAACUUUCUUGGAGCCAUGUGGUUGAUCUCAAUCACGUUUCUAACCAUUGGAUAUGGGGAUAUGGUCCCACACACAUACUGUGGAAAAGGAGUCUGCCUCCUGACUGGCAUCAUGGGUGCUGGCUGCACUGCCUUGGUGGUCGCUGUGGUGGCGAAGAAAUUGGAGUUAACCAAAGCUGAAAAACAUGUCCACAAUUUUAUGAUGGACACCCAGUUAACAAAAAGAGUGAAAAACACAGCUGCGAAUGUUCUCAGGGAGACGUGGCUCAUCUACAAGAACACCAAACUGGUGAGGAAGAUGGACCAUGCUAGAGUCAGGAAGCACCAGAGAAAAUUUCUCCAAGCCAUUCACCAAUUGAGAAGUGUUAAAAUGGAGCAACGCAAGCUGAAUGACCAAGCAAACUCACUAGUGGACCUUGCUAAGACUCAGAACGUCAUGUACGACAUGGUAUCAGACUUAAAUGAGAGAGGCGAGGACAUGGAGAAGAGGAUUGCCCUGCUGGAGACAAAGCUGGAGACUCUACUGAGCAACUUGCAAGCUCUGCCUGGACUCAUCAGCCAGGUCAUCAGCCAGCAGCACAGGGACUUCCUGGAAGUGCAGCUCCAACCUUACGACAAACACAGCCCUGAACGCUCACAGUCAGUGUCACGGAGGAGGUCGUCCUCCACAGCACCGCCCACCUCCUCAGAGAGUAGCUAGAGUCCAAGGGAAUGCCUCCGCCGAAGACUUUUGCCAUCAUAUGGCCAAGUUGCAUUUAUCGUAAAGCCUUAUGGUUUCAAUAAGUAUUAUCCAAAUUCUGAUGACAGAAUCCAGGUUACUGGGGACAAUGCAUUUUAAUGGAUAACUUCAUUCUGUUCUUGUUUUUUAUUACCUCAAAAGAUGAAGUUAUCCUUGCUCUGGUGACAUGACCACAAAUAAUGGCGCUUCCCUCAGUGAAAACUAAAAGGCCUAUCAAUGAGGCUGUGAUAAGAACACUUCUUCAUCUCUAUGCAGAGGUAGCCAGUAGUAGGUGGCGAGGUUACCAGGUGUGAAACUAUUGCACUAAAAUAGUGCUUCCCACAGACUUUGUGCUUCUGCUGGCUUGGUUCAGUUGCCGUGUUCCUCAAAGCAAACUGAGAAACCACCAAGAAAUCAGUCAGGCAGCAUGUCGGUGAUAUUGAGGAAAAGUGCUGUGUUUGAUGGCCUGAAAGAAGUGUCAGCAAAAGGCAGAUGAAAAUCGAUCCAACCCACUGUCACUCAGAGAUAACAUAAACAGCUUGAAGUGAGGAAAAGAAAACAUAUAUCUUUUAGGUUAGAAACAGCAUCAACUCUAGUGGUUUUCUUUUGCAGAGUGCCCCCAUAGAAUGACUAUUUUUGGGGGCGACACUGCAAAUAAUUAUCUCCUCAAGUCAAUCUGAAUGCAUCGAAACCUGUACUUGCACUUCCUUUUGAAUCAAUGCACUUCAAUGCUGACUGACAUAUGAUAUAAAGAUGCAUUACUCAUUAAAAGAAAAACAUGUGAGUUGUUUGGGCAUGGGUUUAUUAUUGUCAAUUUUUAAGUUGUGAUUAGUGUUAAAAACUCAAGUCAAAGUCCCUUUUUCUUUUUCUCACAAAGCCGCAUUCAUAUAGACUUUGUAUAGGUCUAUGAAAUGCACUGAAUGAUCAUAAAUUCAGUAAAUACCCUAGUAUCUUGCUGUGGCUCACCCUCUCUUGUGCUAUAUAUGCUUGCUGUCCAAUCAGCUGGGCAACAACAAAUGCUGAACAACAACUGUAAACCAUAUCUACCUUUUGAAACUGAAAAGAAAAUGCCUAUUUUUAUAUAUUUUCAUGAGGAUAAGCACACCUCUUACAAGUAAACAAACAACAGCAAUGAACUAUUCAGAGAAAGAUUCAGCAAAUCUGGCAUAUAAUUCAAGAUGUACUAGACUGAAGUUAAGAUACACAAAGUUGUUCAUGAGCUUCUUUCAUGAUUUUUAGUCAUUUGAAAACUCGUACCCCUAGGCAUUAACAUUAACUGUAUGACCAAAGUUGUUAAUGCGACCUGUUCAAGGUUCACAGCGCAUGGCAUUGGUCAGAGAAGAUUUUGUAGUUUCCCAUCAAACCAGCGGCUCAGAUCUUGUUCAGCCAGGUCAUCUAAUAAAAUAUAAGUCAACCAGAUGGUAAACAAAAUUGCAGAUAUACGUCAAUCUUAGCGAAAUAGAAACCAAUGAGGGAAUAUAAUGUAUGCGACUUUAUUGAUAAACAAUAAAAAUUAUACAAUUAGACAGUUAUGUGUUCUUUUUCAUUCUGUGACAUGUUGUAUGGAAAAGGUAAAAAAAAUGGGUGUAUGCAUACUAUGCAACACAGGUGACAACGGUCUAAAUUCCUUUCAGAUUUCAAAGAACCGUCAUUUUACAUCGGUAAUGCACGAUUAUAGAAAAUGGUGUGUAUUGUCAGGGUAAAAUGUGAUCUGAGCAGUAAUUUCCAGACAUUUGUUUGCUCUUUUAAUUUCCAUAGAAAGUAUACAAUAUAAUUAUUGUACCAAAAUGGCAAUAAGCUGACCAUUAGCCAUGGCCCCUGGGUCAAGGCAAGUGACAGAGGUAGCUGUGCAAGGGGCAUUGAUAUAAGUGAGACAAAACCUUUACAGUUAGAAUAAAAUACCAUGCAAAAAUUAAGUGUGUCCUAUGUUAUUAUACAAUUACUAAAAGUACUAUGCAACAUUGCAACGGUUCUGUACUACUACUGUGUUUAAGAAAAGGUUUUGUCAAAAAUAGUUGUCAUGAUGCAUGAAAAUGUCACAGCAUUAAAAUAAUUAAAGCCUCAAUUUAUAAGC